This is a messenger RNA of Peromyscus californicus insignis, 1018 nucleotides long. RefSeq names its product sentrin-specific protease 2-like. The transcript is spliced from 2 exons. Lineage: Eukaryota; Metazoa; Chordata; Mammalia; Rodentia; Cricetidae. Bases 245 to 1018 code for a protein of 257 amino acids. The record is from RefSeq and is a predicted model, not a curated record.
UUGUGUCUUGAAGUCCCCAACACAAAAGGCAGAGCCGGAACUACAAAGUUUUUGGAUUUUCUGUUUGUUUGUUUGUUUCCUUUUUUGUUUUUUUACGCUGGGACUGGUGAAUCGCCACCUUAAAGACAAGAUUAAAUUGAUUGAUUCUCCAAGAGAGAAGUACUCUUUGAUACUGUCCCUCUCCAUCUGUCUUCAUAUUCCAAAGGAGCAUUUUUUAUCCUGCAGUUUCUGACCUUGGACCAACAUGUUCAGUUUUGAUAAAACACCGAGUGGACUAAGUGAUCCUUCAACCAACAACCAGACAACAACCCAAGAGCACCCACAGAGCCUCGGGCCGACCUGCACUUGGACUUGGAAUCCAGAAGGCUAUACCACAGCAGACAGCAGACACCUGAGCAAAGGCAAUACAGGUAGUCCCUCUGUAUGUCAACAGUGUGGAACGAUGAGCCUUGAACAUCCCCGGAAAGGGCAAAAGAGGAAACGGCAGGAAGAGUGGGGAACCCUUGUACAGACUCAAGAGCCAGCUGAGCCUAGGAGGAGGGUGAAACAGGAACAGGGUGAAAUUGAGCUUGGGUGUGAAGAACCCGACAAGGGUCAGAUACAGAAACCCCAGGAAAGGGAUCGAUCACAGCUAAAGCCCCGAGAGUGUGCCAAAGGCUCUCAGGAUGAGGCCGUGACUGAGGUGAAGUCUGUGGAUGGUGGGAAGGGUCACAAACGUUCCUACUGCAACACAGAGGAAGGUGUUCAGGAACACCACAAGUACCGAAGGCUGUUGGAACACCUUCAAACCGGUGAUCAUGUGAGCUCUGACCCUCACAGUGCUCACACGAGCCCUGUGGACACCUCGAAGAUGAUCAAGGGCCGUGUGGAGGGACAGAUUCACAGAUCUGAACCAACUCACUCUGAGCCAGCACAAUCUGCCUGUGCUGUCACGAGAGAAGAUCAGUCACCAGUGAACAGUGAGAAGAGGUCUUCAGAGGAGAAAAUUUCUAAUACAGAAGAGAUAUGUCAGCAAUGA